Theobroma cacao (cacao) is the source of this 1226-nucleotide messenger RNA. Its product is annotated as NAC domain-containing protein 90. The record is from RefSeq and is a predicted model, not a curated record. Gene Ontology annotation, biological process: regulation of DNA-templated transcription. Gene Ontology annotation, molecular function: DNA binding. Lineage: Eukaryota; Viridiplantae; Streptophyta; Magnoliopsida; Malvales; Malvaceae.
UGGAUUGGAUUGGGACAAGUGAAGCAAUAUUAUAGGACAAAGGAACAUUAUCUUCAUUACAUAACCGCGUGGAAGUUUCCACCAAUCCAAAAACAUGCACAAAUUUUCCAAUUUCACUCGGCAAACCUCCUCCCUCUCUUUUCCCUGUACUAGAUGCUUAUUUAAGCCCCCUGCAUUUACACGGAUAGGCUCAUUCGAAGCAGAUUAACAAAGGACAAAGGGUACAAAAACUCAAAUACGGUAAGCAACCACAUAUAGCUGCUACCGGUAAUGGAAGUCGCCACGGGUUUUCGCUUCUUUCCCACAGAAGAGGAGUUGGUUUCCUUCUACCUACGCAACCAGUUGGAAGGCAAGAGACAAGAGAUGCACCAUGUUAUCCCAGUCCUCAACAUUUACGAUGUAGAGCCAUGGGACCUUCCACAGCUUGCUGGGGAGGUUUGUAAAGCAGACACAGAGCAAUGGUUUUACUUUACACCAAGACAAGAGAAGGAAGCUCGUGGAGGGAGACCUAACCGAACUACAGCUUCUGGAUACUGGAAGGCAACAGGGUCUCCCAGCUAUGUCUACUCAUCAGAUAACCAAGUGAUAGGAAUGAAGAAAACCAUGGUCUUUUAUAAGGGAAAAGCUCCUUCUGGGAGGAAAACCAAAUGGAAGAUGAAUGAAUAUAGAGCCAUAGAAGCAGUAGCCAACCCAUCAGCUGCUGCUACUCGUAAGUUGAGACACGAAUUCAGUUUGUGUCGAGUCUACGUGGUGUCAGGAAGCUUACGAGCAUUUGAUAGACGCCCGCUAGAAACUGUGCCACGAGGAACACAACUUCAUGACAAUAGGACUACAAUAUCUUCUGAGAGACCCACAAUGAUGGAGAUAAGCUCCUCAGGUACUUCACCUUCCGGAGGAAACCACUCUGAACUCCAAGACAGCAGUGAAGAUGACAUUUGGGAGAUGGUUAAUGAUCUAGAAGAACAUCCUUUAGCAUGGGAACAAGGGAACUGGACCUGAGGGAAGCAAUAUUGGUAGGUAAUUAGCCCUUCUUCUGGCAUGAUAAGAAUUGUAAUACAAAAAACUUGUGCAAAACCUAACUUUAGUAAGUAGCAGAUUUCUUCUUCCCUCUUGUAGGUUAAGGGAACUUGCUAGCAAAUAAGCAAAAUUAAAGAGAUCAUUUAAUGUAAAAUAGGGUUAUUUUUCUGAAGAAACUGAAGCUUGGGAAAAAUCGCACAGUUUUUGCA